AUGAGUUGGCAAAGGUUGAGUCGGCACAAGGAUGUUGGGGGGCUUGGAUUUCGUAACUUAAGGGACUACAACAUGGCUUUCUUGGGAAAACAAGGGUGGAGGUUAGUCACCAAUGAUAAUUCUCUCGUGGCAAAGAUUUAUAAAGCCAGAUACUACUCGAAUGGGAGUUUUUUUAGUGCUGAGUUGGGUCUGAAUCCUAGUUUUAUUUGGAGAAGCUUAUGGGAGGCUAAAAGCUUGGUUAGGAUGGGGGCUAGGAAAGCUAUUGGGGAUGGGAAAUCCACUAUGAUUUUGGAUGAGCCGCAGUUACCAGGGGCUGGAACUAACUUUAUUACAACCUAUCAUCCAAAUCUAGCUGGUAGAACUGUGGAUAGUUUGAUGCAAAUUGAGGAAAGAGUUUGA
Messenger RNA from Cannabis sativa, 399 nucleotides. RefSeq lists its product as uncharacterized. NCBI's taxonomy places the organism in Eukaryota, Viridiplantae, Streptophyta, Magnoliopsida, Rosales, Cannabaceae. The record is from RefSeq and is a predicted model, not a curated record. Bases 1 to 399 code for a protein of 132 amino acids. The transcript has a single exon.